Messenger RNA from Paramormyrops kingsleyae, 2600 nucleotides. RefSeq names its product pyruvate dehydrogenase [acetyl-transferring]-phosphatase 1, mitochondrial. Gene Ontology annotation, cellular component: mitochondrion. The record is from RefSeq and is a predicted model, not a curated record. Gene Ontology annotation, biological process: protein dephosphorylation. Gene Ontology annotation, molecular function: cation binding; [pyruvate dehydrogenase (acetyl-transferring)]-phosphatase activity. Lineage: Eukaryota; Metazoa; Chordata; Actinopteri; Osteoglossiformes; Mormyridae.
AAGACAUUGGGUUAAACGUGAGGGUUUCAGGAGGAAAUGACAUGGUUUAUCAAGGUAAGACGGCACAGAAAAGGUCAAGGACAGUACCUUUCUCCAUCUCUUGGACAUUUGAAGAUCCUCUAAUUCUACCUUACGUCAUUGUUAGCUGAGCAAUGCACAAGUGGAAAUCAGUAAACCCACACCGUCUCCGUCAGCUUUUUUUGCGCUGUGAUCUCAACAGACUAUGCCGCUUCAUUGGCCUCUCAGUGUGCAAGGGGGUCUGUCAUCCAAGUAUAACCCAAAACAGGAAGUAUAGAGCUGAUUCUCAGACAAAUCAGAUAUCCUUUCCUCAGAUUAAUCAUUUAUUUAAAUGUAAUGAAUAUAGUUAUAAAGUCAAUGGGUAUGAAGGAAGAAGCAACAGUCCGGUGCUGGGGUUUGACAGCAACCUGUUGCCCUCAAACUCGCCCCCUGAGGACCGGUGGAGUGCCGUCACCUGCCUGCAGAGCAGGGGAAUGCUCUUCGGUGUGUUUGAUGGGCAUGGAGGCUAUGCGUGUGCGCAGGCUGUCAGCGAGCGACUUUUCUAUUACAUAGCUGUGUCUCUGCUUCCACUGAAGACGCUGGUGGACAUUGAAGAUGCGGUGGAAAAAGACCGGCCGGUCAUUCCAAUCCUGCAGUGGCACAAGCAUCCCAGUGACCAUCCCAGCAUCGGCAGCAAUGCCGGAAAGCGCUACUUCAGCAGCCUACGAUCAUACUGGCAGGAGCUGAUCGACCUUGGCGAGGAUGAGGACAGAGAUAUCCAGGAUGCCCUGGUCAAGGCCUUCAGGAGGCUGGACAAUGACAUCUCCCUGGAAGCACAGGCAGACUUUGGGGAAGACUUUUCAUGUUAUGCUCCCCUCAGGGUGGCGCUCUCUGGUUGCACAGCAUGCAUAGCACACUUGGACGGCACCCAUCUGCAUGUAGCGAACCUCGGUGACAGCCGGGCUAUGAUUGGCGUCCAGGAAAACAAUGGUAUGUGGUCAGCUUUGACCAUCAGCAAUGACCACAACGCCAAGAACCCGAUGGAGGUGCGGAGGCUGCACUCUGAGCACCCACGGUCCGAGAAGGCGACUGUGGUCAGGCACGACCGAUUGCUGGGACUCCUCACCCCAUUCCGGGCCUUUGGGAACAUCAAGUUUAAAUGGAGCAGCGAGCUCCUUAUGCACGUAUGUGAGAGGCGUCAAGAGAUGCUGUCAGGGAACGACAUUGCCAGCAUGUUCCCUCCUGAGGCUCACACGCCACCAUACCUCACCGCCGAGCCAGAGGUCACGUACCACAGGGUCCGACCCCAGGACAAAUUUCUAGUCCUUGCAACAGAUGGAUUAUGGGAGCUGAUGCACCGGCAGAAUGUGGUACAGGUGCUUGGGGAGCACCUGACUGGAAUCCACUGGCAGAAGCCCGUCUCGGGACUGUCACUGACACUGGGCCAGAUGCAGACCUUGCUCGCGGAGCGCAAAACGCGGGCCCUCUCUGCUCUCGAAGACGCUAACUCGGCCACCCAUCUACUCCGCCACGCUCUGGGGGGCGACGGCUUCGGUACCGUGGAUACAGAGUAUCUGUUCAGGAUGCUAAACCUACCACAAGACCUUGUGAGAAUGUAUAGGGAUGACAUUACAGUCACAGUGAUACAUCUAAACCAGCCAGUGCUUGAAGGCAACUGCAAUGGAAGCAAAACAAUUGUGAAUUUAAUCUGAAAUUAAUUUGCCAUUCCUGAUUUACUGGAACUGGAUUUACACCGCUACCUUAGACUCCUUCAAAGUUACGCCACCAAAACACACUAAGUAAAGCAAACAAUGACAAGAAAUAUUUUUAAAAGUACAUUUUUUAUAAUGGACACUGUUUGCUAUCUUCAGAUUGAAUGCAGAACAAACCCUCAAAAGCUGCAAAAUUAAUGUAUAAACAUUUCCCACAUGGACACCUUCUCAAUAUAAGCAGUGUUAAAAUCUAAGCCAGUUCAACCCAACAGAAGACAAAUGAGUGGGUACAAUUCAAAGUAGCUAUUAAAUUAACCCUAACACUUUUCUGAUUAUGGAUUACUCAGCAAAUUAAGGAAAGAUCAAGAGUAGGCUUUUCAAACUGACUGAAGGACAGGGAGCAGAGGAAUCAGAGCAGGACAGAUGUGGAAUGGGCCAGUUUGGAGUAGCACUUUGUUUCCAUAAAAUUAUUUACAUUUCACACUGUUAGGCUGGGUUCUUACGGUGUUUCAAAUUGCACAGCUCUUGCUCCAGCUCAUUCCACUUGGAUUCCAAGCUGACAAGGCGCUUGGAUAUAUCUAACCUUGCAUGUCUCACUUUUUUUUUUAAGCAUAUAAUGAGAAUGAAAAACUACAUUGCCUGAUUUUUUUUCCCCAAUGAUGUAUUUUCUUUGAAAGCUGUUUUUUUUUUUUAAAAAAAACCAUGGAAAAAUAAGUACACACUAAGCCAUUUACUAAAGCAUAUGGUGUGCCACCUUUGUACAUUUCACUAAUACAGAAUACACUUUAAUUCCUGAUUCCCCAUCAGGAAAAAGCAUUCACAAUUCCACUCACAAACAAAUUGUGUAAUGUAUUAUGUUCAAUUAAAUAAAAGCAACUACGCUGAACACAA